Molecule: messenger RNA, 1575 nt
Organism: Penicillium soppii
Lineage: Eukaryota; Fungi; Ascomycota; Eurotiomycetes; Eurotiales; Aspergillaceae
Product: LYAR-type C2HC zinc finger protein
Exons: 3
Coding region: 1-1575 (524 amino acids)
Biological process (GO): negative regulation of transcription by RNA polymerase II; rRNA processing
Cellular component (GO): nucleolus
Molecular function (GO): DNA binding
Source: RefSeq, a predicted model, not a curated record
AUGGUUUCUUUCUCUUGCGAAGCCUGUGGUGAUGUCCUCACCAAGAAAAAGCUCGACCCUCAUCGCGGCCAAUGUCGCGGCGCUUCCUUCACCUGUAUCGAUUGCAUGGUACAUUUCUAUGGAACCGAGUAUAGAGCUCACACGUCAUGUAUGAGCGAGGCGCAAAAAUACCAGGGUGCUCUGUACAAGGAGAAGCCGACCAAGAAUCAGAAGAAAGGUCAGAACAACCAGAACAACCAAAAGCAGAUCGCGAAUGCGAAACAAAACCCCAACGGCCGCCACCAGCAACCCCGUGUGGAGGAUGGCUCAGAUGGCGAGGGUCUCAAGACCGUUCUUCCCCCUCCUGCUCCUACACCCCCACCUAUUGAUGAGGUCCGCACUCCCGCUCCGGCCAAUGACAAGCCUGUCAAUGUGUUCGACUAUUUGGUCGCCGAAGAGACCCCGAACGCAUCCAAGGUCACUCUUGCCGAGCCCAAGGAGCAGAUGACGAUGAAGACCAACGCGAAAUCAGUAUUCGAGCCCAGUGAGUCCCUGGCUCGUUUCGAGGCGAACCCUACUACGGAUGACGAGGGUAAGAAUUACGACGUGGCAUACAACGAGCACGGCUUUUCCUAUGGCGCCGGUAGCAUUCCCCACUCGAACUCGCCCCCUAACAUAUCAACAGAGUUCGUCACCCCCGCACCUAAGAAGAAGAAGGACCGCAAGGAGAAGGCCCCCGGCACCGUCAGCGAGAAAAAGCGCAAGCGCGGCCAACCAGAGGCCCUCAGCACUCCCCGCGAGGAAGUCGACACCCCAAUGAUGGAGGCCCCUUCAAGCAUUAUCAACAAUGCCGGCACCCCAAUGCUCAAACACUCCGGUCUCACCGGCGGCUUAAACCGCAUGAUGCGCUCGCCCUCCCCAGGCGACGACAGCCCGGAAACCCACCGCCGCGCGUACCAAGAUACCUCAUCCCCGAUCAAGCGCAGCCGUCGCAACGGCAAAGAAGCCAACGGACACGGUGACUCAGGCCUUGGAAUCUCGAUGAAGAACCGCGCCGAGCGUCUCGUCUCCUCAAUGUUCGGCGGCUCGGUUGUCUCCAGCACCAGUGGUACAGAACCCAACCACAAAACUGUCGUCCGCGCCCGCCGCGGCAGCGACUCCAGCGCUGAGGACCAGCUCGAAGUCCGCAAAAGCAAGAAGUCGCACCGCUCCCGCGCCUCUCCCGAAGAAACCCGCAAAUCCAAGCGCAAGAGCAGCAACCCCACCGACGACAGACCCACCCGCCGCCUGAAGCAGAUCGACGAGCGCCGCGGGUUAGCGGACUCGACCAGUCACCAGGUCACAGUCUACAACCAGUCGAAGCAGCCUGCGCGUACAGAUGAGGAUCUGCAGCGUGAGCUCGCCCACCACUUCCUUUCAUUUGUGCCGAGCGGUGCCGCUGCCGAGCGCGGAUUCUCGAUUAACAAGACGCUGAAGCGUUUCCACCGCGAUCUCUCGGGUGAUGAUCGGGAGCGCAGACUUGAGGAUGAGAAGGAUCUUUGGAGGGCUUUGCGGUUGGGACGGAAUGAUCGCGGCGAGAUUGUGGUUUUCAUCUAA